Molecule: messenger RNA, 1519 nt
Organism: Amoebophrya sp. A120
Lineage: Eukaryota; Dinophyceae; Syndiniales; Amoebophryaceae
Source: the annotation of a GenBank genome assembly
CGCAAGGCCAAGCAGCUCCAGCAGGUUUCGCUGUGCUGAACCUUCUUGCCAAAGCAUCAUUUCAUUGCGCAGGUGAACCGAUCCGGAUUCACGGCAAUAAGUUGUACGGUAUUUUUGAUGUGAGGCAUACAUUCAGCAUUCACGAGCGCCAAUACUCAGUCUUGAUUGAAGAUCCUUAAAUGCUGUAGCUAGUGUGGCGGUAGAUGUACUGCCACUUCCAGUUCUUCAGGAACCUUGUUGCUGUUAGCAAGAGCGUACGAUGUGCCGGCUCAUGAUCUCGCAAAGCUGAGUGAUCACUGGAAGAAGAUGCUAAAAAUAGGAUGUUGAGGAUCCGUAUUGAUUUGUGCAAGAAAUGUUGCAAGAGGAUCUUCAUCCCACACCCACACACAUGCUCCGCAGCAAGAGAUUCUAAAUCCCGCUUCUUGAUGAAUCCCAAGUCCGUGUUGAAGAUGAAGUUGAAACGUCCAACUCAGGUGAUGGGUGAUAUGUCUAGGAGAAUUAUCUGUAUGUAAGAUCAUCUUCCCCGUUUUUUAGAGUUGCUUGGAAACUCAAGAAUAAUCCUUUGUACCGACAAAGACAAUAUAGAAAUAGAAUUCAAACUUCUGUGAACUGUUUUUGUCGACGCUCCAUCAACUUCCUCAGAACGGGCCCAACUUGAAACGCGGGAAAUUUUUCAAAUCGACGACGCAAAAUGCCGAAAAAGCUCUUGAGGAAGCGACGGAACGAGAAGAAGGUCACACGAAAAGUGAAGACGAGGAAAAAUGUGAACCCGAAGCGUAUGGCCAACAAACAGCUACGGGAGAACGUCGCCACAGAGGUUUCAAAAUGCUCAAUGCCAUGGAGCUGUCAUCUUGAAAAGGUAUAGUAGGCAUAUUUAGUGAAUAAAAUCAAUAAGCUGAGUCUUAAGUUCUUCUUCACGACCCGCUGAGUUAGUGCAGUGUCCGAAAAUGAGCUUGCAACCUAUAAAUAUUCUUGUUUCAAUCUUCACGUUCACGACUAUCUAUCACACAACCAGAUAAACGCCGACCUGCCAAAGAACCUGGGCGCUGCGUACCCGGAAAGCAUACCAGAGGAGGCAUACCAUAAAGUGAAACUGAACGAGGACCAGAUUCCGAUUGUGGAACGACUCCACAAAAAACACGGCACGAACUACUACAAGAUGUUCAUGGACCACAAGACGAACAUAUACCAGUGGACGCAGCACACGUGCGAAAAGUACGUGAAAGGCUGGUGCUUGGACAAAUCCAUUGAGCAGCGAACACUAAAUGCGGAAAUGAUGAGCGGGAAGGGAAUGGAUUUGAGAAAGCCUGCAGACUGGAAAUGUAGAAAACGAAAUGUGUUUGGGCAUUGAUCAAGAUCAACAUCAAGAUGACAUUUCACAUUGCUACUUUGCGACCUAAUGUCUUCAUUUUGCAGCUACAAUUUACGUGACAACAUGGCAAAAAAGCAAAUCCAGCAGCUGGAUGAUGUUCGUCGACGAUCAUACCAAGGCAAGUUGAUGGCUUGAUGCUUGCUCUCC